Puccinia triticina is the source of this 2235-nucleotide messenger RNA. RefSeq lists its product as uncharacterized. The transcript has 5 exons. Lineage: Eukaryota; Fungi; Basidiomycota; Pucciniomycetes; Pucciniales; Pucciniaceae. Gene Ontology annotation, molecular function: sodium:proton antiporter activity. Bases 1 to 2235 code for a protein of 744 amino acids. The record is from RefSeq and is a predicted model, not a curated record. Gene Ontology annotation, biological process: sodium ion export across plasma membrane; proton export across plasma membrane; intracellular potassium ion homeostasis. Gene Ontology annotation, cellular component: plasma membrane.
AUGAAGCACUGGACUGCAGGGACUUCCUGCCUGCUUCUCCUGCAAAUCCAGCUCACACUCUCAUCACCAACCACAACGACAUCCUCAGUAGCACCAACAUCAGCAAGCCAACAGCCACUAUUGCCGCCGGGCUGGUUCACCUCAGACGACCUGCUCAUCAAGCUGCUCAAGUAUCAACAACCGUCUGCCCAGCCAGCGGACAACCAGCCACAGCUUCACCACCAAUGGUCUCGCAGACACAUCGCCGACGCCGAAUUCCGAAACAACAGCUUGUCUGCAGGCGCUACUAGCUUGGAACAUUCCCAUGACGAGCUCUUGAGGCUGGUCCCCGAGGUCCACAGCCUGAACCUAGCCCUCGUAUUGAUCCCUGCUUUCAUCGUCGGCUUCGGCUUCUUCUCGGCUUUCAUCAAGGAGAAACUAGACAUCGCAGAAUCGAUAAUCUCGGUGUUAUUUGGGAUCCUUCUCGGACCAUACGUCACUGGACUCUUCGAUCCGCGCUCGUGGAAUGAUGGCCGGAGUUUCAAUCAGCUGACGCUCGAACUAUCGCGGAUCGUCAUUGCACUGAGCGUCUUCGCCGUCGGGCUCGACCUGCCGCGAGCGUACAUGUUCCGUCACUGGCGAAGCUUGGCCUGGCUGAUCGGCCCAGCGAUGCUCUUCGGCUGGCUCAUCAGCGCCGCCUUGAUCUAUGCCCUCGUCCCCGCACUCACCUUCGUCCAAGCUCUCGUCAUCUCUGCCGCCGUCACCCCCACCGAUCCCGUCCUUGCCCCCUCCGUCGUCGGCAAGAGUAAAUCCGCCCAAAAACACGUACCCGCUCAUCUCAGAUAUCUCCUGCAGGCUGAGUCCGGCUGUAAUGAUGGAGCUGCUUUCCCUUUCCUCUAUCUGGCCAUCUUCCUUCUGAUCAGAGAGGAAACUUCGAUCGGAUCGGUUAUUGGCAAAUGGCUCCUACUGGUGGUUCUGUAUCAAGUCAUCCUAGGGACCUCGAUCGGGAUCGUCGUUGGAAUCCUGGCACGCAAGACGCUGAAGUUCUGCAAUCAGCGAUCACUGAUCGAUAAGGAAUCCAUGGUCGCCAUCCAUGUGGCCCUAGCGCUCUUGACCACCGGUGUAGCCGCCCUGGCCGGCUGCGACGACCUCUUGGCCGCAUUUGCUUGUGGCACAGCUUUCGCGUGGGACGACUGGUAUACGGAUUCCAUUGAGUCUUCCAACUUCGCAGCGAUCCUCGACGUGUUAAUCAACUGUACUACUUUCUUGUACAUUGGGGCGACAAUCCCAUUUUCCUCCUGGAACGAUCCGACAUUAGGCUUGGUGCCAUGGAAACUCGCUGUGCUCGGGCUCUCGAUCAUGCUCCUCAGGAGAUUGCCCAUCCUGAUCAUGCUGCAAAGAGUCGUACCAGACUUGAAAACUCAUCGUGAAGCUGUUUUCUCCGGCCACUUCGGGCCGAUUGGCGUUGGUGCGAUUUUCGUCAGCAGUGUAGCAACAUCGAAGCUUCCCACACCCCAGAUCCCACCCCAAACCAGCCUCGAUAUCCUUGCCUUGACGGCCCAAUCGCUGAUCUAUCUCCUUGUCUUGUUUUCGGUGACCAUCCACGGCCUGUCAAUUCCACUCUUUGUGCUUGCCAGAAAAUUGCGCUCGAGCGUACCGACGAUGACAAGAACUUUAGCUCAAGCUUCCGGUCAUGAACUCAGCUGGUCCCAUCGUCCCAAGCGUGCCACCAAAUCUCACCCCGAGAAUGACCCUGAGACGCCGAAAUCUGAACUGGAAGAUCUUGAUCAACCACUUCCUAUUGGACCUAGUCAAGACUUCACAACUCCAAAUGAGUCAAACCAACGAAAUAACUCGGAUAUACAAACCAUGCAUAUAGCUGGAGAUCAUGCUAAAGCGCGUGAGCUCUCGGCUUAUCAGCAGGGACAACCUCUUGAGGUCCUUCCAUCACUAUCAGCUUACAACAAUCCAGAAGCUCACAGCCGCCCUAUGCCUUCGAAGGCAGCCAGUUUUCUCCGCCUGGGAUCGCGGAUGAAGAAGCCAACAUCAGGGCGAACCGAUAAAGUUGCUCGGGGCUCAUCCGGUGAACCAGUCGCGUCUAGUCCACACACGAAAACCGACUGGACGCGGAAGUCCACACUGACUAAUCUCGGCGUACCGCUUGAUUCAAGUAUUGAGGCGGGGUCGUCGUCAGCGGCCACUAGUGCGAUUACCGUGGGCAGGACGCGCCCUAGCGAAGAAUCUGGGAAAUUGUAA